Suncus etruscus (white-toothed pygmy shrew) is the source of this 1900-nucleotide messenger RNA. RefSeq names its product tripartite motif containing 11 (gene TRIM11). The coding region runs from base 1 to 1407 and encodes 468 amino acids. The record is from RefSeq and is a predicted model, not a curated record. NCBI's taxonomy places the organism in Eukaryota, Metazoa, Chordata, Mammalia, Eulipotyphla, Soricidae. The transcript has 6 exons. Gene Ontology annotation, molecular function: protein binding; zinc ion binding.
AUGGCGGCGCCCGACCUGUCGACCAACCUGCAGGAGGAGGCGACGUGCGCCAUCUGCCUGGACUACUUCACCGACCCGGUGAUGACGGACUGCGGCCACAACUUCUGCCGCGACUGCAUCCGGCGCUGCUGGGGCCAGCCCGACGGCCCGUACGCCUGCCCCGAGUGCCGCGAGCCGUCGGCGCAGCGCAACCUGCGGCCCAACCGGCCGCUCGCCAAGAUGGCCGAGAUGGCGCGCCGCCUGCGCCCGCCGUCGCCCGUGCCGCAGGGCGUGUGCGCCGCGCACCGCGAGCCCCUGGCCGCCUUCUGCGCCGACCACCUCAGCCUGCUCUGCGCCGCCUGCGAGCGCGCCGGCGGCCACUGGGGGCACCGCGUCCGGCCGCUGCAGGAGGCGGCCGACGAGCUGCAGGGGACGCUGCAGAAAUCCCUGGAGCACCUGCGGAAGCAAAUGGAAGAUGCCCUUGUCUUCCAGGCCCAGGCCGAGGAGACACUGACCUUGUGGCAGAAGAUGAUCGAGAGCCAGCGGCAGAAUGUGGCCGGCGAGUUCGAGCGUCUGCGCCGCCUGCUGGAAGAGGACGAGCGACGGCUGCUGCAGGCGCUGGAAGCUGAGGAGCUGGAGGCGCUGCCCCCGCUGCGGGAGAGUGUGGCCCGCCUGGGCCAGCAGAGCACACAGCUGGCUCAGCUCAUCGGGGAGCUGGAGGGGCGCUGCCAGCUGCCAGCCCUGGGCCUGCUGCAGGACGUGAGGGACACGCUGUGCAGGGUCCAAGAUCUUAAGCUGCAGCCGCCGGAGGUGGUGCCCAUGGAGAUGCGAACGGUGUGCCGAGUCCCAGGACUGCUCGAGGCCCUGCGCAGGUUCCGAGGAGACGUGACCCUGGACGCAGACACCGCCAACCCUGAGCUGGUCCUCUCGGAGGACGGAAGGAGUGUGCGGCGGGGGACCCUGCGGCAGGCGCUGCCCGACAGCCCGGAGCGCUUCGACCCUGGGCCCUGCGUGCUGGGCCGCGAGCCCCUGAGCUCAGGCCGGCACUACUGGGAAGUGGAGGUGGGCGAGCGCGCCAGCUGGGCCCUGGGCGUGUGCAGGGAGAAUGUCAAUCGCAAGGAGAAAGGCGAGCUGUUCGCGGGCAACGGCUUCUGGGUGCUGGCCUUCCUGGGCAGCCACUACGACUCCUCAGAGCCGGCCUUCACUCCGCUCAGAGACCCACCGCGGCGCGUGGGCGUCUUUCUGGACUACGAGGCGGGACACUUGUCCUUCUACAGCGUGACUGACGGUUCCCUGCUCUACGCCUUCCCCGAGACGCCCUUCUCAGGGACACUUCGGCCUCUCUUCUCCCCUCUGUCCAGCAGCCCCACCCCCAUGACCAUCUGCACACCCAAGGGCGGGCCUGCGGACAGCCUGGUCGCUCCGUGAGGCCUGGGCCGGGCGAGUGGGCUUCUCGCUCAUCUGCGUCGUGGUUCUGGUCAGUUGCCUGGGGGCCCCAACCCAGGGCCCAGUGACAACCUGGCUCCCCGGAGGCUGCGUGCAUGGCUGCGUCUGAAUGCAGGGCUGCGAAGACUCAGUUCCCGGGGCACAGUCCACACCUGAGGCCUCGGCUGCUUUGCUCCUAGAGCCUUACCAGCCUGUUUCCGGUCUGGUGGCUUGAGGCGGCUCCUGAGGUGGUCUUGGAAAGGCCAGAGGCAGUCCAGGGGCUGUGGAAAAACUUGUGGAAUGAAGGAGACGAUGACCAGGACCCAGCACAGGGUGGGGGUGAAUGCCAACAUGCCAGGCUCCAGUCGGGUGGGUCGAGAGGUGUUUGUUCCCUUGGAGCUUGGAUACAUCCUUUCUUUACACGUCCCCGCCCUGUCCCUGUCCUCCCCACCCCACCUCCGGUUUCCUGAGCACAGCUCUCCCAGUGAAUAAACGU